CCUUUCGGCGCCGCCGCAGUGCGCAGAGCAGCUCUGGUCCUCACAGCCUGUGCACCGGAGGGGCGCGCUCCCGAGCUGGCGCAGUUUCCCAGCGUGGUGCCCGCCCCUCAUCCUCCUCAAGUCUCCCUCCCCUCGCUGACUGCCGCCCCACGCUCCGCCAUGGGGAAUGUGCCAUCUGCGGUGAAGCACUGCCUCAGCUACCAGCAGCUUCUCCGGGAGCAUCUCUGGAUUGGGGAUUCAGUGGCAGGGGCGCUCGACCCCGCGCAGGAAACAUCCCAGUUACCUGGACUCCCUGAGUUUGUUAAGAUAGUGGAAGUUGGACCUAGGGAUGGAUUGCAGAAUGAAAAGGUUAUAGUUCCUACAGAUACAAAAAUUGAAUUUAUCAAUCGACUUUCCCAAACUGGCUUGUCUGUAAUAGAAGUGACUAGCUUUGUGUCUUCCAAAUGGGUACCACAGAUGGCUGAUCACACUGAAGUAAUGAAAGGCAUUCAUCAAUAUCCAGGAGUUCGCUAUCCUGUCCUUACUCCUAAUCUUCAAGGUUUUCAGCGUGCUGUUGCUGCUGGAGCCACUGAGAUAUCAGUUUUUGGAGCUGCAUCUGAAUCCUUUAGCAAGAAGAACAUUAACUGUUCCAUUGAAGAAAGCAUGAGAAAGUUUGAGGAGGUUGUUAAGUCUGCAAGACACAUGAAUAUUCCAGCACGAGGGUAUGUGUCUUGUGCCCUGGGCUGUCCAUAUGAAGGAAGCAUUACACCACAGAAAGUGACAGAAGUGUCUAAGAGAUUGUACAGCAUGGGUUGUUAUGAGAUCUCUCUAGGAGACACAAUUGGAGUGGGAACUCCAGGAAGUAUGAAAAGAAUGUUGGAAAGUGUGAUGAAAGAAAUCCCACCAGGUGCUCUUGCUGUUCACUGUCAUGACACAUAUGGACAAGCCUUAGCAAAUAUCCUUACGGCCCUUCAGAUAUCCACAGGUAUAAUGGAUAGCUGGAAAAAGCUGCUUCUGAGCUAGAGGAAAUUUUAAACUGACAUCCAGUUAAUCAAUAUUUAAAAAUAACACAAGAGUUCUCAUUCUACUGUAAUAAGCUAAAAAUGAAAGUGGUUAAUCUUCAUGCAACAGACUAUGCUUAGAUCAUAAACUUGAAGCUCACCAAGAGAGUAAAGCUCACUGAGAAAGAAACUAAACACGUCUAAAUAUGCCCUGCCACUCCCACAGCAUUUCCUACAAGCUGAUCAAAGGGUCAAGCAGUAGGAAAAUCGAUUGUCAAGUGCUUAUUGAGUAAGAAAACUAAAAAAGAAUGAAGACUGGAUUCAUCAGUAGAAGGGUUUUAUGUUUGCUUGUUUGAUUUUCUUUUUAUUCUUAUUUAACAGUUGUGUGGUUUUUAUUGCUGUUGUUGUUGUUUUAAAUCAUUGUUUCCACACUUACAUCAGCACCAUUAAUUUUCAGUUGGUUGAUACUCUAGGAUAAAAGAGUAGGCAUAGGGAAUAACAUAUAUUGUGAUCUCCAUUCCCACAAGUCCCAUCUCACUGGACCAAGGAAACUCUAACACAUAUUGGAUAGUUAGAACAUCUUUUGGGGGAUCCAGAGGCUGAGAAGGUCAUAGGCACAGUCCUGAAGUGCAGAUAUACACCGAGAAGUAGAGUAGAGGUUCAUGAAACUGACAGAUUACAGGAUGGAGUAUAGGACUGGAGCUGUUCACUUUCCAUGAGGUCAGGUGUUGUGGUUUUCUGUUUCAUUUUCCUGAAGCAGUGUCUUCCUAAGGGGUACUUUUAGUUUUUACUGACUUUUCUGUUAGCUACAGAAUAUAAUAUUGGGAUAAUUGCAUUUCCUCACAUGCAAAAUAAUUCUGUUACACUAGAAGAUAAAUCAAAGUAUAUGUUCAUACCAUUUUCAUGAAAUUUUCUUUGAUUCAAAACAGAGUUAAUCAAAAUAUUUUGUUUGCUUUUCUUGACAAAUUUGAUUACAUUAUUGUGAUCAUAGUAAUUCCAAAAAUGAAAGAUGAUGGAUCUUUGUUUUUAUCACUAAUUGCACCUAGUAUGACAUAAUUCUUAGGUUUCAGCUGUUAUUUUAUUUUCUUCAGACAUAAUAAUUCAAGCUUAAAAUCAGGACAACUCAUUCUGGUUAAAUUUUACCUUUUAAAAAGUAAUCAUUCUUAAUUUUAAAAUAAUUUUUCCUUGCAGUUAUCACCUUCGAGAAAAGAAAGCAUUAUCUGUUAAUACUAAUAGUUUCUUCUCAGUCUAAUCUUUCUUCUUCUAGGGGCUUAAAUUUAUAUUAUGGUAAAGAUUGAGGCCAGAUAAUGAUACAAUUCUUCCUUUGGUGUAUUACCUUUUUAAGAACCUCUUACCUAUUCUGUAAAUGUCUCUUAUUAUUUUAAUCUUGUUUUUAAUAUCUUGUUUUUAACCAAACACUUCUAGCAUAUUUCUUAACACAUAUGGCCUUAAUUUGGAAAUUUUGUUGUUAUGCUAUGGUGUUUGCAUAAAACAUAUUAAGCUUUUUAUUUUAAAAUUUCUUUUCAUGUUUCUUUUUUUCAAUUCUUUUUCUCUCACUUGAAAGUUCAUAUUUACAAGGAAAUUUUAUGCAUAUACAUUCUUGCCCCUGAAUAUAAUGUAACACAGACUUUUUCCUUUGGAACACUGGUUUGAAUUGGCCAGUAUGGUACUGAACAUAAACUACUAUUCACAUGACUGUUUUUUUUAGCUUAAUGUAAUAUAACCAGUUAAUGGUUAUAUGCCCAGCUGUUAAACACACUACCCCCAACACACACAAUUGGAAGCACUGUUAACUCCAAUAGCCCAAAAUUUAGGAAUCUCUUAGCUUUAUCAGUUGAACAACUUUCUCAUAUAUUGCCAAAAUAUUUCUAACUCUGGGUUUAAAUGAAAUGGAAGUAAUAUAUAUUGUUAGUCACACUGGCUCAUUCUUAUAAAAUUACUGCUCAGUUUAGAAUACCAGAUUUAUUUAAUAGUGUCAUUGAAGGUUGGGUUAAAGAUUGAAAACCAAUGUAAUGGAGGAUGUGGAGAAUUUAAUCAUUUUAAGUCAAACAGUUGGAACUCUCAUCUGGAACUGACAAAGUUUUAUUUAUUUAUUUAUAAAUGACUCUUCAAUAGAGAGCAUAAUGUACAAUAUAAAUUAUUUCUAUCAAUUGGAAUCAUUUAGAAUUAUUUUAUGAAUUAUUUUAAAAUACAAAUUUAACCUAAAAAAUGUUUGUUGACUAUCUUCUGUGUAACAGUCUCUCUGCUGCUAGGUAAACUGGUUAAUUUUUUUAAAUCAUGAUGAAACAUCACCUUUUCCUCAAUAAUUUUUUAAUCUAUCAAAUAAAAUAUGAGAAUCAUGUCAAAUUGCAUAGGCAAGAAGUCAAGUUGUAUUUAUCCACAUUCUAAAUUUGUUAUGCUGACUUAACUUUUAAAAACAUCUGUAUAAAUAUGAUUAACUGUAAGAAUCAGGUUAUGGCUACCUACUUCUACUAAAGAAUUUUCAGAUUAAGUAAUACAAUUUUAUAAAAUUUGUGUCUUUUGCUGAUGGAAACUUUAACAGAUUUCAAGAAAUGUUAAAAUCACAGUACCCUGUGUCAUCCAAGCCUGAAAUAAAAUUUUAUUUUUGUCCA
Callithrix jacchus (white-tufted-ear marmoset) is the source of this 3592-nucleotide messenger RNA. RefSeq names its product 3-hydroxy-3-methylglutaryl-CoA lyase like 1 (gene HMGCLL1). NCBI's taxonomy places the organism in Eukaryota, Metazoa, Chordata, Mammalia, Primates, Cebidae. The record is from RefSeq and is a predicted model, not a curated record. Gene Ontology annotation, cellular component: endoplasmic reticulum; cytosol. Gene Ontology annotation, molecular function: hydroxymethylglutaryl-CoA lyase activity. Gene Ontology annotation, biological process: ketone body biosynthetic process; L-leucine catabolic process.